AUGCACUCUAAGCCCGGGAGAGGGCAGGAAGCCUCCAGCCCUGCCCCCGGUGUCCACGUCAAGUUCAUCCCGCGGCUCUCCUCGCUGGCUGCGUCUUGUCUCUUCCUUCCUGUGGGCUCGCGCUUGGCUGCCGUCCUGAAUCCCGCUUGGGACUUGAGAAUCUGCUCUCGGAAUUACACAAUAGGUCGAAAAGCAGGUGUUCCACUGGCCGGUUAUUGCUUCCUCAGUAACCGUGAGCGGAAAAGUGUAUCAGAUAUUCUCGGUUCUCUAGAAGAUACUUCGUCAGGCACCGGAUCAGGAGAAGAGAGUUCUGAGAGCAGUUCUGAAACAGAAUCUGAGAGUGAAGAGUCACAGCUGGAAGCAGGAAAGUCAAGUGAGGAGCAGGCUGAGUCUUCUGCUGAGGAGUCUUCCUUCUCCCAAGGGGAAGACCUGAGGAAGGCACAAUUCCAGGGUCCUUUCCCAUCAUUUGACGUCCCUCCCGCUCACUGUGAACACUGCAUCUCCGAAAACAAGCAGAAUGAGCAGGUGAUGCCCAGGCUGCUGUCCAGGGGACAAUACUUGCUGAAGGUGGACAGUGAAGGAACAUACCAGUGUGCCCGGACGGGGCUCAUUUUUGAAGUCAACAACAAGACUGACAUCAGAUACUCCGUUUUGUCGUGGAGCAAAUACGCCAACUUAGUGGUGAAGCCGUGGAUCGUCGGCGGGCCCUUGUUCGACGUGAAAUGUGACCCGGCCGUUCUGGGGUCCAUCCAGUUUCCCCACACCCUCUGCUUGGGCUACCAUGAUUCCUUGAUGACGUUCAAGGUGUUCCACAUCACCAAGUCUGGUCCCUCUCUCGAAUCGAUCGUGGAUCACUCGACCACCCACGUCAAGUGGCACGUGAGCUCCCUUUCUCCAGUGGGGCCGGUCAUUCAAGCCCAGGAAGCCGUGCAACACCACGGGGUGGUGAUUUUGUACAAAGUGAUCGACAGCCACCCGUCCUUGUCCUUCCGAGUUUACGUCGCCACGAAUAACGACUCCUUCAUCAAGGUGAGGCCACGGAGAAUGCCUUCGCGAGUCCCCUCCGCUCGGUCACCCUGCAUCGGAGGCUCCUUCCAAACUGGCCCCUAUCAAGCAAGGGAAGACGUGGGGUCCUCUUCCAUCUGCCACCGUAGCAGGGUGAGUGAGCCCACCAUAGAGCGUAGUGUGGAUGGGCGCCUCCUUUUGGACUCGACUGUUGUCCUUUUUGGUGCUGUUUGGUUAACAGGUGACUGGAUCCAACACGAUCAGAACCAGAAUAUUCAGAGAAACAGCACGAACUCUAACAGAAGACGGAAAAAAAGUGACAGUUCACCUGAAGAGGAGUAUCAGGCGAAGAGAGCAAAGUACACUGGGAGUCCAGAACCCGCAGAUCAGGAGAAGGUGCUGUCAGAGAUGCAGUUGAUGACUCUGGCCAGGAAGCUUGGAAAAGAGUGGAUUCAACUUGCCGUCGGCAACUUGGGAUUAGAAAUUGCCGACAUCGAUACCAUUCAGGAAAAGUGCGAAGAUAUUACGGUUUGCAAGUUCAGAAUGCUGAAGAAAUGGCAAGAGAAGGUGGCGAACAAUGGCACAGCCAAGAAUUUGUACAACCGCCUGGAAAGCGAUGCUUCCAUCGAGGUCCGGGAGACGCUGAAAGGUUUCUUGGAGCAGAUGUGAGGUCUUGGAAGAGCCACUACAAAAACAGAAGCCUCAGGGAGCUCUCCAAACUUUCCUCAGACCGUCCCAAGUACACAUCGGUUAUGCACCUUUGAGAAUACAAGCCCAUGAUGGAACUGUUCAAAAGACAACCAUAUUUCCCCGAUGAAAUAAAGCUGGGGAAAAAUGGAAGAUAGCCUAAAGAAGCCAGAAAACGGCUUCAGAAAACUAGGCAAGAGCCCUAGAAUGUUAAGAAAGGUCUUCCUCUUUCACUUUUGGCC
Messenger RNA from Gracilinanus agilis (Agile Gracile Mouse Opossum), 1934 nucleotides. RefSeq lists its product as uncharacterized. Lineage: Eukaryota; Metazoa; Chordata; Mammalia; Didelphimorphia; Didelphidae. The record is from RefSeq and is a predicted model, not a curated record. Gene Ontology annotation, molecular function: protein binding. Gene Ontology annotation, biological process: mRNA export from nucleus; regulation of DNA-templated transcription elongation; signal transduction. Gene Ontology annotation, cellular component: THO complex part of transcription export complex. The transcript is spliced from 16 exons. The coding region runs from base 1 to 1674 and encodes 557 amino acids.